Lachnellula hyalina is the source of this 333-nucleotide messenger RNA. RefSeq lists its product as uncharacterized. The record is from RefSeq and is a predicted model, not a curated record. Lineage: Eukaryota; Fungi; Ascomycota; Leotiomycetes; Helotiales; Lachnaceae. The transcript is spliced from 2 exons. Bases 1 to 333 code for a protein of 110 amino acids.
AUGCCAUCCCUCUUGAAAACCCUCCCCCUCCUCCUCCUAAACCUCUCCCUCCUCUCCCUCACCGCCGCAGCCGCAGCCUCGGAUACCCUGACCGCAGCAGGCCAUGGCAAUUCCUGGAAAUUCGGCACUGGGGGUGGGGUGCUGGGAUUCGUGGUGUUGAUUUUAGAUAUCUUGGUUUGGAUGGAAGUCCUGAAAUCCAACCGUCCACCAUCCCACAAACUGCUCUGGUGCGUCGUCGUGUUCAUCUUCCCGAUCGUCGGGCUGGUCGUCUAUUGGUUGUUUUCGAAUCGCGCGGCGCAUACUGGGAGUGGAGAUUAUGAGGUGUUGCCGUGA